This is a messenger RNA of Manihot esculenta (cassava), 1525 nucleotides long. RefSeq names its product putative cyclin-A3-1. Gene Ontology annotation, biological process: regulation of cyclin-dependent protein serine/threonine kinase activity; mitotic cell cycle phase transition. Gene Ontology annotation, cellular component: cyclin-dependent protein kinase holoenzyme complex; cytoplasm; nucleus. The coding region runs from base 135 to 1238 and encodes 367 amino acids. The record is from RefSeq and is a predicted model, not a curated record. The transcript has 8 exons. Gene Ontology annotation, molecular function: cyclin-dependent protein serine/threonine kinase regulator activity. Lineage: Eukaryota; Viridiplantae; Streptophyta; Magnoliopsida; Malpighiales; Euphorbiaceae.
CUCUCCCUCUCUCUCAGCCAUUACUUAUUCCACUCAACCUCUCAUCUCUCGGCCCGCGCUCUCUCUCUCUCUCUGUUCAAGUCCUCAAGGCACCACCUCAAGGGAAUAGAUAGAGUGAGUGAAGGGCCGUUUCAAUGGCAGAUCAGGAGAAUUGUGUGCGCGUUACUCGCGCUGCCACAAAAAGGGCAGCGGCAAUGGCUCCGCUGAAGGAUCAGCCUGUGCUCAAGAAGAGAGUGGUUUUGGGGGAGCUGCCUAACUUAUCAAACGUUGUCGUUUCAGUGAAUAAGGGCUCUGGGGGUUUGACCCAGAAGCAGAAAAUUAAGCCUAAGCCAAAGGCUAAGAAGGCUAUCAUAGUCAAGAAGGAUGAAGCUUCCAAGGGGGACAUUGAUGGAACGUCCGAUGACCCCCAGAUGUGUGGACCUUAUGCAUCUGAUAUUUAUGAAUAUCUUCACAAACUGGAGGUGGAUCCGAAGAGAAGACCGUUACCUGAUUACAUUGAAAAAGUUCAAAAGGAUGUUAGCCCAAAUAUGAGAGGGAUUCUGGUGGAUUGGCUGGUGGAGGUUGCGGAAGAGUACAAUCUUGUCUCUGAUACUAUUUAUCUCACUAUUACAUACAUAGACCGAUAUCUGUCCUUGAAUGUUAUUAACAGGCAGAAACUUCAACUACUGGGUGUUUCCUCAAUGCUUAUUGCCUCAAAAUAUGAAGAAAUCAGCCCUCCGAAUGUGGAAGACUUUUGCUAUAUAACUGACAAUACAUACACUAAAGAAGAGGUGGUGAAAAUGGAGGCUGACAUACUCAAGUCUCUCAAGUUUGAAUUAGGCAGUCCUACAGUAAAGACAUUCCUAAGGAGAUUUACCCGGGUUGCACAAGAGGAUUACAAGGGCUUGAAUUUGCAACUUGAGUUCCUGGGCUACUACCUUGCUGAGUUAAGCUUGUUGGACUAUAAUUGUGUGAAAUUUUUGCCUUCUUUGGUGGCUGCUUCUGUUAUUUUUCUUGUGAGAUUCAUAACUAAACAAAAGAUGCAUCCCUGGAGCUUAACCCUUCAACAGUACUCUGGAUACAAGCCUUCCGACUUGAAGGAAUGUGUGCUUAUCAUACAUGACUUGUAUUUGAGUAGAAGAGGAGGUGGAUUGCAAGCUGUGCGAGAAAAAUACAAACAGCAUAAGUUCAAAUGUGUUGCCAAUAUGCCUUCGCCUCCAGAGGUUCCAGCUUCCUUCUUUGAAGAUCUUAAAGAAUGAAUGUUUGAAGGCCUCUGGGAGAGGAAUCCCAGCACCAGAAACAUAGCAUUUCAGAAACACCAGCAAGAUUUUGAUUGAUGAAGGGGGGGUUGAACAAGUUUUUGCCAUCAUCUGCUGCGGGUUCGUCCUUGCUGGUGCUUGUGAAUCUGAUGCUUUGGGAUUUAAUAGUCACCAUGAAUGUCAUUUACUAACACAAUAAACUGCUAACUGUGCUCUAGGCAUCUCUUUUUGUUGAUAGGAAUUUGAAUUUCCUAGGAAAAUAUGGUAAAUAUUCUUAACUGUUUUGA